UUGCCAAUAACUAAUAUUCCAAAGUCCAUUGAAUUAGUUACAUCACCAGAAAAGAACGAUAAAGCAACUGUAACAUAUGUGUCAGAGGAUAAGAUGUUUUUGAUUACUGGAACUUUAGGAGGUUUUGUACACAUCUGGUCAUUUUUACAACCAUACCCAUCAAGCGAGGAAAAACGUUUAAUAAGCUCAUAUUUUAAAGAAAGAGAAAGAAGAAUGAAGACCUUGGGUUGGAGUAAUAUAAACGGUAAGCCAGACGUAAGUUUCAAGGCCCAUGAAUCAUCAAUAAUAUCUCUGCAAAUAACACCAAAGAUGUUUUCAAGAGGGAAAAUAGAUUAUAUUUUAGUAACAACAUCUUUAGAUAGGACACUUAAACUGUGGAAAAUAUCAAAAGUAGAUAAAAGCCAAAAUAAGUUAAAAUUGAAAAUUAAUGAAUGCGAAUAUUCCAGUGCUGGGAAUGGCAAAGAUAAAGGGGCUAGAAUAGAAUUGAUAGGGUGGUUUGAAGAUUUGGAAGAUAUAUUUGUUCACGCAUCGUUUAUACCAAACACAGGUAAUAAGAUCAUUGUUACGAGAUACAUGGGAUGGGUAGAAAAAUUUAAACUAGAUCUACUGGACAGCACAAGUAAUAAAACAAGUGAAAGGAACAUGACAAGCAUUGCAAGAGUAUAUACUGAUCAGUCACGAAUGGUAGGAAGUAUCUCAACAAGUUGCAACUAUUAUGCAGUAGGAGGAGUAUCAGGAAACGUAAGUGUGUAUGAUGUUGAAACGCUCCAGUUAUUGGAUAGUUGCGAAUGCAGAAAUGCAGAGGGGCCUAAUAGCACAGGAAAGGAUGUUACAGGAAUAGAUUGGAACAAAAAGGACGACUUCAUGCUUGUUACAACACUGGAUUCGAGAAUAAGACUACUAUCAUUCAAGAAUAAAUAUUUGACAAAUGUUUACCCAGAGGAAUAUGGAAAUCACAUGAAGUAUGGAGUUGAUAACUCAUCAGCCAGGGAUAAAAGACUGAGAUACGUGGAGAAGUUCAAGGGUCACACAAACAGAAAAAUUUACUAUAAAGCGAAGUUUUUUGGGACGAAUGAGGAAAUAGUAAUGUGCCCAUCAGAGUCAGGACACAUCUACGUAUGGAAAAUCGAAAGCCCAUUGUACAAUAACAAUCAAGUAAAAGGAGUAAAAGUUAAGGAUGAGGAGGAAAAGUUAAAUUUGGACAACGGAGUAGUAAAAAAUAAAGAUUUCUAUGGAUUUAAAAUAGGAGAAAAAAGUUUGCUGGCAAGUUUAGAUAUAUAUAACGUGAACGAAUGGGACAAGCUGUUGAAGGUGAUACUUAGCUCACGUAGAAAGGAGGCGGAGGAGGGCGAAAGGAAAACAUGUUUGAUCUGCAGAAAGACGCCCAAAAACGAAAACCCGUGCCCAAACAACGACGUACUAAUGGUAUCAUCGCAGAACGGGAGUGAAAUAAAAUAUUCAGUAAUAGAUGUAAGGUACUUCUAA
Messenger RNA from Theileria orientalis strain Shintoku, 1485 nucleotides. RefSeq lists its product as uncharacterized. Gene Ontology annotation, molecular function: protein binding. The record is from RefSeq and is a predicted model, not a curated record. Lineage: Eukaryota; Apicomplexa; Aconoidasida; Piroplasmida; Theileriidae. The transcript has 2 exons.